AUGACCAAGUUAUCGACAUAUUUAGGAUUCCAUAAACGACGUUUUUAUGACGCAAUUAAUAUACUUGAUGCAAUUGGAUGUUGCACUAGAAUGGAUAACGAUACUUUUCUUUGGAAUGGUUUAUCAAAUGUUAAUACAUUUAUUCAACAUUUAGUAGAACAAAAUAGUGUUUAUUCUGAAAAACAAGAGCUCGCAAAGAUAUUACCAGAACAAGAUGUUAUAAACUUAAAGAUUAUGACACAACAAUUUAUAUUAUGUUUUAUUGCUUUACAGUAUCAGCAACUUAAUAUCAAAGAGGUAUCUAAUUAUUUUUCAAGAAACUCAGAUCAUUUUAAAACAAUUGUGUGUAAAUUAUAUCAAAUCACCCACGUAUUAACCUCUAUUGGUAUUAUUGAUAAAACCAAAAAGUCAGGAGAAUAUAAAAUUAGCGACAAUCUAAUUUUCCCUAUGACAGAUACAUAUCCCUUCUCAAUACCCGCUCUUUUGAAAAGGCAGGUUCCAUGGAAUUAUUGCUCCAAAGUAAUAGAAGAAAGGAGAACAGAAUAUAGAAAAUAUCAAAAUAAAGAUCUUGAAUAA
This is a messenger RNA of Trichomonas vaginalis G3, 576 nucleotides long. Its product is annotated as e2F-like (mammalian transcription factor) family. Gene Ontology annotation, biological process: regulation of transcription by RNA polymerase II. The transcript has a single exon. Bases 1 to 576 code for a protein of 191 amino acids. Gene Ontology annotation, molecular function: RNA polymerase II cis-regulatory region sequence-specific DNA binding; DNA-binding transcription factor activity, RNA polymerase II-specific. Gene Ontology annotation, cellular component: RNA polymerase II transcription regulator complex. The record is from RefSeq and is a predicted model, not a curated record. NCBI's taxonomy places the organism in Eukaryota, Parabasalia, Trichomonadida, Trichomonadidae.